AUGGCUCAACGGCGUCUCAGUCACAUUAUCAACGGGCUGGCAUCACCGACGGAUGCACCUGUCGGUACACUAGAACUUGGGGGCAUUUCGUACGAAGUGCCAUGUUCACAGACACCCUCGAGGUUACCGCAUUGCCAGGAUGUCACUUUAGAUCUCAAAGAUCCCUUCACAUUAGACAACCUCCACUUCAUGCUGCAAAAGUUCCUUCUCGGCCAAGACAUAUUUCUCUUGUCGCAGCCGGGGCCGUAUGCACGUCGAUUGGCCUUCACAUUCUGCAGCUUGCUCAACUCGGAAUACGAGUACAUUGCGCUACAUCGAGACAUCGGAGAAACAGAGCUCAAGCAAGGACGAGAAAUCCGCCGGGGCGGCAACCUGGUAUACGUAGAUAGCGCUGCAGUCCGUGCUGUAAAGCAUGGUCGAAUCCUCAUUAUAGAAGGCAUAGAGAAAGCAGAGCGAGGAAUUAUGCCGGUUCUAAACAACCUCUUAGAAAAUCGAGAGAUGAACCUCGAUGACGGCACGCACAUCAUCCACCCACACCGGCAUGCACUCCUCGAUUCAACGAGCGACGCAAUCACCGGCAAGCGUUUUCUCCCCGCACACAAGAACUUCCGCGUCAUCGCGAUUGCAGCGCCCGUCCCACCGUAUCCUGGCUACCCACUAGAUCCACCAUUUCGCAGCCGCUUCCAAGCACGCUUUGUCGAUCCCGUCGGGGCCCUGCUCGCACUUCCUCCUCCAUCCUCACCCGCUCCAUCCGCUGCACUGUAUGACCGCCUGCGCGAGAUGAUCGUCGCGACGCAGUACGCGAGCGAGACGCGCACCACGCUUGAUGCAGUCGCCAAGUCUGCGCUCCCCGCGUUCCCACAGACUGCCCUCACGAAACUUUACGCGCUGCUCAGUGUGUUUCCCCCUCCGGCGAGCGGGAAGCUGGCACCGGCACAGCUCGCGCGGCUAGUGCUGACGAUCCACCCGGGGCUGAUUCAUGCACCAUUCGUAGCAUGGGCAACGCUCUCGCAGCAGUGCGAGGAUGCAGGGCUUGGCCCGCUCGGCAGCCCGUCACUCAGCGGCAGCGGCGACGAGCUUGGACUACUGGGGUACAAGCUGGACAGCGUUCGCAGAGUGAACGAACACGCAGCGAAGGCCGAGUUCGUGGGUAUAGACGGGGCGCGCGUGUCCGUUGACGUGCCCGCGGGUCCGCGGCCGCUGCUCCAGUUCCCCUUUGCUGCACCCGAACAGCUGGGCUUCUUUGCAACGGGAAGGUUUAUGGGCCUCCUGACGUCGCUGCUGCAGGCGCAUGCGCUUGGGUGGGACAUCUUGUACGUCCCGCCGGCGUUGCCAUCGACGGCGUCCUGCUCCACGUCGCUGCUGGUACGGACGUUCGGCGCGGUGCUGGGAUACGAGACAGAGGACUACCACAUGUACAAGGAGCUCGGCGGGCGGGAGCUGAUUAUGCGGCGGAAGAUCGAAGAUGGCGGCGCUACGACAUGGGAGCCAAGCCCUCUGGUCGAGGCGGUCUGGUCUGGACGACUUGUGCAUCUGGACGGCAUAGAUAUCAUUGGGUCCACAGCAGGCUCGCUCGCCAGGCUGAUGCAAGAUCGGGAGGUCGAGUUAUGGGAGGACAAGCGCAUUGUCCGCCAAGCUUCGCAAGAAGAGCUGGCCCCAGGCGACCUCACCAUCGCCCGCCCGUCCUUCCGCAUAAUCAGCACCGCGUCCAAGUCGGUUCUCCUCAAAGACUGGCUAUCGGACGAGCAGGCCAACAUGUUCUUCCCCAUCGCCGCGCAGCCCAUGGGGCACGCCGAGGAGCGUGCCGUGCUCCUGCAGACUGGCUGUGCGCCGGGCGUCGUCGACGCGCUGCUAGUGUUCGCGGAGAAAUACCGCGCGGGCAUGAGCGUGGAUUCGGUGCAGAAGAACCGCAAGCUCGGCACGCGUGCGCUGCUGAGGAUUGCGCGGCGCGUCGCACGCUUCCCCGGUGACGACGACUUGCACGCGAUGAUCAGCCGCGCGGUGCUGGCGGAGUUCUUGCCGCCCACGGAAACGAUGAACCUCGACGAGCUGUUUGAGGAAGCAGGAAUCCAGAGGCGCACCCCUCCGUUUAAUCCACCGCUAGUCGUUCAGCAGGACGGUAUACUAUUCCCGGAGCCGAGCGAUCCUUCACGACAGGGCCAGGGGUCCACAUUCAUCCCUGCGUUCGACCGCAUACAGGACCCGGAAGGCGCAGCGUCAUACGUACCGCACAUGGAUCAUUUCUAUGACAACAGUUUACAGACCGGUCUCAUGCGUGACCUAGCCGUCGAUUUUGAGAUUCUUGGCGAGCAUCUAGUGCUCUUGGGAAAUCAGGGAGUAGGAAAGAACAAGAUCAUUGACAGAUUGUGUCAGCUCCUGGGCCGUCCUCGAGAAUAUAUCCAACUUCACCGUGACACUACCGUCAACCAGCUUAUGUUCCAGACAGUCCUGGAGAAUGGCACACUCAAGUACACAGACUCACCUCUGUUGCGCGCGAUCUCGCACGGCCGUGUCAUGGUCGUCGACGAGGCAGAUAAAGCUGCAGAGCAUGUCGUCGCAAUUUUCAGGAGCCUCGCCGGCCACGGACAGCUCACACUGGCUGACGGACGUCGCGUACGUCGAGAAAGAGAGCGUGACACUGACGUUGUCGUGCACCCCAAUUUCCGCCUCAUUCUCCUGGCAAAUCGGCCCGGGUAUCCGUUCUUGGGCAACCACUUUCUGCAGGUUCUCGGCGACAGUUUCAGUUGUCACGCCGUCGUGAACCCCGACAUGAACAGCGAGAGGAGACUCCUGUCGCAGCUGGCUCCAGAACUCAGCGAGGAUAUGAUCCUGCGUCUCGUGGCUGCCUUCCAGGACUUGCGCCGUGCCUACGACAGCGGCUCUCUGACAUAUCCUUACUCGCUGCGAGAGCUUAUCAACAUCGUGCGGCAUAUGAAGACGUAUCCAUCUGACACUUUGGAAGCAACAUUGCGCAACGUCUUCGACUUUGACGUGUACAAGCCAGAGACCAUCGAGAAGCUCGCUGAAAUUCUGGACCAUCAUGGACUAGCUGUCAAGCAUCUAGGCUUGGUGGCCGCUAGAGAGGCUUCGCGCAAGAAAGUGCUCGAUAUUAAGUUCUCUCCGAAGGACACCACGCUCUCGCAGCCGAAGUAUGGAAAGGUGGACCCAAACAACCAGCCGCACACGGGUGGUAACACAUGGGCAGGAGGAGCGGUCGUGAUACUGCUGGAUUGGGCGGGCGUGGUGUCGGAUGAGCUGAAAAAUCAGGUGCCGGAACACGUUAAAGAGCAGGCCCGCAAGAUGGCGCGUGAAGAGUUAGCGCGCAGGCUGGAAGAACUGGACAUGAGCGCGGGCGAGGCCAAGGGAUACGGCAGCCUGCUGACCGCCGUGCAGGCACACAUCGCGCAGCUGCACGAUCUCCUCGAGAACCUCUCAGCGAAGGAAGAGGAGCGUGUUUGGGUCAAGCGGCAGACAGACGGCGAGCUGGAUGACAGUCGUCUGGCCGAUGGCUUGACGGGCGAGGCGACGGUCUACAAGCGACGCGGCAUGGCAAAGCCAGAACUUGGACGUCCCCAGAUUAAACCAAAACGCAUACGUUUUGUCUUCGACAUCAGCGGUUCCAUGUACCGGUUCCAGUACGAUGGCCGCUUGCAGAGGAGCAUGGAGACCGCGGUGAUGAUUAUGGAGACUUUCAAUCGUCUGACACGGAAAGAUAAAUAUCUCUGGGAUAUGUACGGGCACUCUGGGGACUCUCCGGUGAUCUCUCUCAUUGAGUUGGACAAGCCACCAACCGAGCUCAGGGAUCGCUACAAAGUGGUAGAGAAAAUGGAGCUUGUCUCGCAGUAUGCGUUCGCUGGCGAUUACACAGUGGAAGCAAUUGAGAAGGCGGUGGACGAAGUAGCGAAGUUCGACGCAGACGAUUGGUUUGUGAUCACCAUUACGGACGCCAACUUUUCGCGAUACGCAAUCACUGCGGAGGAACUCCACAAGGUCAUGACCCGCCACCCCAAGGUCAAUACUGCGCUGAUAUGCAUAGGUGAGGGAGCGGAGGUCCAGUGGAUACCGCAGAAGCUGCAAGGUCGGGGAUUCCGCGUUGCCAACACCGCCGAUAUACCCGCGGUCUUGAGGAGUAUUUUGUCUACGAUGGUAGACCGGUGA
Messenger RNA from Postia placenta MAD-698-R-SB12, 4158 nucleotides. RefSeq lists its product as hypothetical. The record is from RefSeq and is a predicted model, not a curated record. Gene Ontology annotation, cellular component: cytoplasm. NCBI's taxonomy places the organism in Eukaryota, Fungi, Basidiomycota, Agaricomycetes, Polyporales, Adustoporiaceae. Gene Ontology annotation, molecular function: ATP hydrolysis activity; ATP binding. The coding region runs from base 1 to 4158 and encodes 1385 amino acids. The transcript has 24 exons.